This is a messenger RNA of Chenopodium quinoa (quinoa), 2061 nucleotides long. RefSeq lists its product as uncharacterized. The record is from RefSeq and is a predicted model, not a curated record. NCBI's taxonomy places the organism in Eukaryota, Viridiplantae, Streptophyta, Magnoliopsida, Caryophyllales, Amaranthaceae. The transcript is spliced from 12 exons. Bases 74 to 1702 code for a protein of 542 amino acids.
GUCAAAAGAAGAGGGCCUAACAAUUCAAAGCAACCAAAGUAAAAAGCUUACAACAAAAUUUCCACCUCUGGGAAUGGCAGAAGACAGAGAAAUGGCGCCGGAAUCACUCUUGGAAGCAUCUCAUACACCAAACUCUCUUCAAUGGCAGCAACACCGCCAUGAAAAUGGAGUUGAAGUUGACGAAGCAGAAGAAGAACAUGUAGACGAAGGCCUUCAACUUCAACCUGAUGAUGAUAAUGGUCCUACUCAUCAUCCUUAUGCUCCUCCCGACGAGAUUUUUGACAUCACAACGACCAUUGAUCCUAGAUAUAUAAUUUCCUUGAUACGCAAGCUUUUGCCUGUUGAUGAAAGACAAGGUGAUGACCUUCAAGGACUUGCUGAAUGGAGUAGUUCCAAUCAAAGACCAGAUAAUGAUCAAAGGGCAAAUGGUGCAUCCUCUCCAAAGAUAGAUAGUGGGACUGAUGAUAAUGACACCGAGCCUCGUGAAAAGACAGCUAGAGAAAAGGCUUGGGAAGAAAGUGGUUGUGUUUUGUGGGACCUCGCUGCUAGUAAGGAACAUGCAGAGUUUAUGGUUCAGAACUUUGUGCUGGAAGUCCUUUUGGCCAAUCUUGUGACUUCUGACUCUGUCCGUAUUACUGAGAUUGACCUUGGAAUUAUAGGCAACCUUGCCUGCCAUGAAGCACUUAUGGACCAGAUAACCUCCAAUAAUAAAUUGUUGGAGACAAUUGUAGACCAAGUGUUCUCAGAUGAUGCUCCUUGCCUGUGUGAAGUCUGUCGGUUGCUAACUUUGGGUCUUCAAGGUUGCCAACGUGUUGUGUGGGCCAGAGCACUGCAAUCGGACCACAUCUUGAGCCGUAUCCUUUGGAUUGUGGAGAAUACCUUAAAUCCAGUCCUCAUUGAGAAGAGUGUUGGGUUAUUUCUAGCAAUUAUGGAAAAUCAAGAAGAAGUGGCACCUAUUCUUCUUCCAACUCUCAUGAACUUGGGGCUGCCAGACCUUUUAGUGAAUCUCCUGUCUUUUGAAAUGGGCAAAUUAACAAGUGACAGAAUACCUGAAAGGUAUCCUGCACUUGAUUCAAUUCUUCGCGCAGUUGAAGUUCUUUCCGUCACUGAUGAUUAUUCAGAACGGAUAUGUUCAAAUAAGGAAGUUGUUCAGAUGGCUAUAGAGCUGAUCAAAAUCCCUGAAAAGACUGAGAUCUCCAGCUCCUGUGUAACUUCAGCAGUUUUGCUAGCGAACAUAUUAACUGAUGCUCCUGAUCUGGCUUUCAAAUUGUCAGAAGAUUUCCUUUUGUUGCAGUCUCUCCUCGAUUUAUUUCCUUUUACUUCAGAUGAUUUUGAGGCAAGAAAUGCAUUAUGGAGUGUUGUGGCCAGACUUCUGGCUCGCGUUCAAGAAGCAGAGAUGAGACCUUCAAGGUUAAAUCAAUUUGUAUUGAUGUUUGUGGACAAAUCAGAUAUGAUAGAAGAUACCCUCCUUGAGAGCAAGCAGGAUGAAUCCUCAAAUUGUGAUGCUCAUACUAUAUCAGAAGCAAAGUUUGACUCUAGAACUGUGGCUAUUAAAUGCAUUGUUAAAAUUUUGGUUCACUGGAAUCGGGUGAAGGAUGAGGAAUCUGUAGCAUACGAUGACGCGGACAACUUAGAGAAAAGUUGUCCCGAUGAAAGAGAUGUUCAGAAACUACUAGACUGUUGUCUCAAGCAUGCAAGUUAGGAUAUGGUUAUACUAAUCUUCUGGAAAUUUGUGGCUUUUUGCAAUUGCUUAAUUGAGGAACUCAUCUUCAGCUUCAACUUUUCAUCAAGAGAUUGCAAACCUCAAGAAUAGUUUAGUCAGGGUAAGGUAAACAUUGUCUGAAAAUUUUGCUAGGAUUAGGAGCAUGUAUACUAGGAAAAAAACUUAAAUUUUCUAGCAAAGCUUUCCAGCAAUUGAAGAGUUGUUUAAGCUUCAAUGUGUGGCGUGGAACAUUACAAAAGAGAAACAAUGUAAAAUGAUAGUGGCUAGGAUUUAAAAGGAACAGAGCAAUGUAAAGUACAAUGACUUUCACAAAUCUAAAUGUUUUAGCUUCCUUUUCA